Galleria mellonella (greater wax moth) is the source of this 1001-nucleotide messenger RNA. RefSeq names its product synaptogyrin (gene Syngr). Lineage: Eukaryota; Metazoa; Arthropoda; Insecta; Lepidoptera; Pyralidae. The coding region runs from base 166 to 855 and encodes 229 amino acids. The record is from RefSeq and is a predicted model, not a curated record. The transcript is spliced from 5 exons. Gene Ontology annotation, cellular component: neuromuscular junction; synaptic vesicle membrane.
ACACACAGAUUUUCUUAUUGUCAAUGUUGUCAUCGGAUGUCUUCAGGUCGAUCGAUAAUACAAAUUGGUAUUCGAGAUCUGCGGAGGUCGUAAUCUCGUCUUUCCAUUGAUGGGCAGUUUAGUUUGGUGGUGUAAUUGUUAAAUUAUUUAUUUGAUCUUUUAAAAAUGGAUACAACUGGUGCUUAUGGCGGUGGGAAGGCCGGUGGGGCUUUCGACCCUCAAGCAUUCAUCCAAAGGCCACCCGUGAUUGUAAGGGCGGUUUGUUGGCUAUUCAGUGUGAUAGUGAUGGGCUGUAUAUCAGCCAAAGGCUGGUACGUCGACAAAACGGACAACAAGGAAUACUGUGUCUACAACAAAGAUACGAACGCCUGCAAUUACGGUGUAGGCAUUUCGGUGAUAGCUUUCAUCGCGUCCAUCGGGUUCAUCGCGGGCGAGUACCUCUUCGAGCAGAUGUCAUCGGUGAAGACCAGGAAGCACUAUGUUCUGGCUGAUAUGGGAUUCUCUGCAUUCUGGGCGUUCCUGUACUUUGUGGGCUUCUGUUACCUUUCCAACGCGUGGGGCAAGACUGUGAAGCCGCCGCUCGGCACCGCCAACAACAUGCAGGGCGCCAUUGCCUUCUGCUUCUUCUCUAUCUUUGCUUGGGUGGCGUGUGCGUUCUUCGCGUUCCAACGGUUCCGGCUUGGCGCGGAGGCGGCGUUCGCACCUGCAUACGAAGUGGAGGCGGCUGGCAGCCCCGGCGCCUUCCCGGCCUACCCUGGAGCGCCCGAUCCGCAGCCUGCAUACAGCGAACCGCCUUUCUCGCAGCCACACAACACUGGCACUGGCAACAUCGACUACACAGCUCCGACUUACUAAGCUGGCAACAUUGGUGCAUCUGUUUGUUAAAUCCGCCUUUCGUUUUUAUUUUUACUUUAUAUGAGUAAGUAAUAAAAUAGUACACAAGGUGAUGUGAAAGAAUGUUUAAUUAUGGUAAGUACCAUUAUUAUACCAUUUAAAGUUAA